Prorocentrum cordatum is the source of this 3251-nucleotide messenger RNA. The record is from the annotation of a GenBank genome assembly. Lineage: Eukaryota; Dinophyceae; Prorocentrales; Prorocentraceae.
GCUGAUAACCUUGGCGUGAGCAGGAAGUCAUUGACGGCGUCCCUCAAGACGUUCACAUCUGCAGUUUGGUUGUUCGACCGUUGGUGGAGGAGAGUUAUCAUGCAGGAGCUCGUUCGAGAUCCACGAUCCGAGGUUUUGCAGAUAAUUGAUGAUGUUGGGUACGAUGAGACGCCAGCUGAGGUGGCUGGCGGCGGGUCCGAAUUGUCGAUUGUUGCAGGACCAGCACGGAGCACGGAAACACAAGUUGCCAUGCGCCAUCUUGAGCAGAAGUUCAAAAAAGCCAAGGCAGCGACGAGCACUAAAGUUCUCAUCACGGCGAACGCAUACGAGAUUCUCGCUAAGAGGGUAGAUGCGAAUGGUGACAACCCGAAGUAUUUCAUGAUCUUAGGCUCCCACGUUUCGAUUGCACAAGCGCUGAGGUCGAACAGCACUAGCGACUUGAUGGCGGCCCUGGAGGUUUCUCAAUGUUCGUCUUCGUUGGAGGCAUUGGCACAAGAUGCAUCUAGAUGCGUACAUGUUGACAGGCACCCGUCGAAUCUUCAGAGCGAGAGGCGAUUGCAGCGUCGUCGUUUGCGCCAGCACUCUCGUUGGCCAACUUUCCUGUCGACGUGCUCCCAGCAUAAGGCAGUUACCAUUUCCAAUGCUGCCAUAUUUCCGACCGAGUUGAGCGCCGCUGCCUCUGCGAUCACGCACGUCAGUUUGUCGCUCCAGCACACCACCUUCCGCACGCAGUUCACAGAGUCGAUGCGUGACGUCAUUGAGGGCAUGGUUGAUGUUAAGCAUGGCGUGUGUGACGAUGUUGAUGCUGCGCACCGUCGGCUUAUUCUACGAUACUUUAUCCGCGUCGGGUCUCGAGCGUCUGUGAGGCGCAUGCUGUGUGAGAGGCUGGCCCCGUGCUGUUGGGACAACGACAGGAUUGUUGCAUGGGUGCCCCUUGGGUCGGCCGAAGCCGAAGAACUUGUGAAGGCCCGCGUUGCCCAUGGGCUCACCGAGGCGUUCACCAACAAGGUUUGGCCAAUAUUCAAUCGUGAGAAGAUGGCUCGUGGCGAGGAGGCUUUGUGCGAUUUCACCCUUCCGCUAUUGUGUUGUGGCGCACUGAAAGCAGCUUACAUCGAGUGUUGUGCUCGGAUGAAGAAGAUCGAGAAAUCAAGUAAAUCUUCGACGAGCGGUCGGCCCGACGAGUACUCGAUCGUCGCUGCAGGCGCUGAGCCAGGCGGGCCCGCUGCCCACGUUCCAGUGGAGUCUGGCGGCUUUGCAGAUGGGACGUGGGCUCAACAAAACGCGUACAGUCGGAAAGUUGGCUUGAGGUUCUUGGAGGGCUGUGAUGGCUUCAAGCCAACUGGCGUGUGCGUGGUACUCCGCAUGGUCUACGCUGUGACUGGCCGCGUUGAGAAGGGGAACCUCUACAUUGCAUCCGACAAGUAUGAGCGGCAGCAGCAGGCAGCCGCAGCAAAGCGAAUCCAGGACGGCGUGGCCAGGCCUGGGGAGCUGUUGAGGGAUUACGCCGCUCUGGUCAGGGCCCGCGGUGCGAUAGAGGGAAAAGCUUUCAGGCAACUCAGGACGCUGAUGUUUGACACGCGGGUCUGGUGCUUGGUUCCCAGUGCCGAGGUUACGGUGAUACUCUCUGCCACGGCAUUCCUUUCAAUGUCUCGGGCUGGAGCGCAGAUUGAAAGACUCAUGGCCAAGCCGCACUCGCUUCCCCCCUGGCGCCUGCUGCUUGUGGCCGAGCAACCCGACUUGGCAGAAUCGAUCAAAGACUUCAGGCCCUGUGGACUUGAUAAGUGGAGCCGCACUUUCAUGAAGCAUAAUGAUUUGUCAUCUUUCGAGGCCAGGCUCAAGAUCGCGUUGCACCUCAUUGCCAUCAAGAUUACCACCACUGCGAGGGAGAAUGACAACGGCAACUUCAGGCGCAUUGUGAAGAAGCGCGUUCAAUCACGGAAGGCCGACUUGGUUUCGUUGAACAGCGAUUGGGUUCAGCAGCAGUGCAGGUGUGAUAAGGCGCGUGAGUUGUAUAGAGAUCCUCCCGACGGCGAUGGCGAUCAGGACGACGGCGGGAAUGGCGCCUCCAGCAGCGGUCCUCGGGGCGGCGGCGGCGGUGCUUGGAGGUGUUUCGUGCGCACGCAGAAGAGCCACGACUUGCGUAGCGUGGCAGUGCUGUACCGUGCUCUCAAGGACACCGUCGGCAGCGAGCUCCUCCAGAAGUGCAUCACCGACGGCGCGGCUGCUGCGCAUCGGCGGCGGGCGGGGGACAUUGGAAGCGGUACAUCGUUCGGGCCAACUACUAAACAGAUCAAGCGAAUGAAGCAGCAGAAGUUCGAAGUGGCUUGCUUGGAAGCUGCGCGGCGCGGAGACGCUGAUGAACAGAUCUGCAAACUCUUGGACCAGGCGGUAGCGACUGACUACGACUUGCAGCGAGCCGCCACGCUUGCAGCGUCUUGCGAUCGGCAGAUUGCGGCAUCGAGCCGAGAGGCAGAUGAACAUGACAGUGCGGCCAUUAAGAAGUACAGCGAUGCCCACACGCCCGACCUUCGCACGGAGAUGAACGCGACGGGCGGUUGCAUGCCUGUAGCUUCGCCCACUUUCGUUGCUGUUCCACCGCCAUUCCUCGGUGUGAAGUGCGCCCAGCAAACCAAGCUUGGCACCGUCAAGGCCGCCGACGAGCUCAUCGAGUACUGCAACAGCUUCACCGUGCACCACUCCAACCUGAUAAAGUCGAUGGAUCAGCAGAUGGACCACCUGUGCCGUCUCAACCAGGGCGUUCGUCAGAACGAGUCCUCCGACGAUGACGGCGACGACGUGAAGGAGUCGCCGUGCUGGCUUGCUGGGAUUUGCGUAUGCUCUCCUGAAGGCGCUGUGACAAAGCGGUUCAGGGACAACAUCCUCCGUGCCAUGAAGGUUGCGUUUCCAGUUGGCAAUUUCAAUCGCGAGCUCCUUGGAGGCGGCAAGGUGUUCGUGGAGCUGUUUGGCGAGCCGUCCGCUGACCAGCUGGAGUUGGCAGAGUUUUACGGCAUCGACGGGAAGCACGAGGUGAUGUGGCACAUCAGCUUCCAGUCGUGGUCGCCGUACGAGCCCAUGGUCCAGGCCGUGGUGCCGCCGCUGCCCGAGGAGGCCGCGCUGGUGUCGCCUUCCGCGGGCGAGAGAGCGGUCAAGGUUGUCGGCGAGUGGCAGUCCUUGUUCGACGCCGCCGCCGAGCUGGAGCGCGACCAGCUCACGUGGACCAUGCGGUUCCUGGAGCUGGUCAUCCACGAUCG